ACAAUAAUGUCAUUAAUGAUAACCGAUGACAUUUUUUAAAUUGAAGUGGGUUUUCCGUUAACAUUCGACUAAUAACGCCCUCUUGUGGUCGUUUGGAACGCCGUGGAACAACACGUGCCACGGGGAUUUGAACAUGAUUUCAAAUCAGCAACAGCAGCAAAAACAAUCCCUAUGUUUGUUAGAGUUAUCUAAAUGAGUAUCCAGUACAUACUUUCAUUUUUUGGUUUGAUUACAGUUGAAAUAGUUGGUCCCGUUUGAGCACCCUUACGUCAUCAUAUUGCGACCGUUUUGAUUCUCCGAAAACAUCUGCGAUGUGGCUCACUUGUAUCGAUCGAUGAUGGAGUCUUAAAAAAAAAAAAAACGUGUCGGUUUCUUCGUUCGUUUUAAAUGGAUGUUUGCAAACUCGCGUGCGUUGAUGUACAUUUGGGUAACGACUGCAACGACUCGGGAAGCCGCCUCGCUCAAGAGCCAAACCAUGGCCAAAUCGUUUGAAAUGAAAUUGCCGCCGGGGUGUCAGAGCCUCCCCGGUGGUUUUUGGUCAGCCGUGGACGUGUGGAUCGAGAAACCUCACGUUGUCAACAAGCGCCUGUGCGGCGUUCGCCAGGCCGCCGAAAGUCGGGAGGUCCGCGAGGCGACGGCGCCGCUGCGUUCGCCGCCCGGACGCGGCGACUCUCGUCUGUCCACGCACGUCAGGACGUUUAUCCCCAAAGUGGACAUUUACGGGGCACGGAAACAAAAGGAGCUGGUCGUCAAAGACUUGGACGGACAGGAAGUGACGUUCGUUCCCUUCGAGGAGGUCCAAGCGGGUCCGCUGUCUGUCAAGGAGAACAACAUUUAUAGCAUCAAACUGCGCCCGGACGACUCGGGCCAAUGGUUGUUGGAGCUGCGCGUGCGGACGGCGGAGGCGUGGUAUUCGGACGGCGUGGCGUACGCCCGCCUGCCCUGGCUGUCCGACCGCCUGCUGCCCAAGCUGGCGCGCUGGGCCGCCGCGUCAGGCGGCGGCGGCGGCGGCUGGCCCGGCGGCACCUUGUCGCUGCUGCCCGUGGAAAAGUACGGUCUGGUGUACCAGCAACUCAAGAACAAGUACAAGGCCAUGGUCAAGGUGUGGCCCGAAGUGACGGAUCCGGAGAAGUUUGUUUACGAAGACGUCGCCAUCGCCACGUAUCUCCUGGUGCUUUGGUCCGAAGAGCGAGCGGAACUGGACCUGGAUUCGCGUCAGUCCUUCGUGGACCUGGGCUGCGGGAACGGACUCCUGGUGCACAUCCUCGCCAACGAAGGGCACCCCGGAAAGGGCAUCGACGUACGGAAAAGGAAGAUCUGGGAUACGUACGGCCCGGACACCGUGCUGCGGGAGGAAGCCGUCACCCCGGGCCGGAGCUUCCUAUUCCCGGAGACGGACUGGCUCAUCGGGAACCACUCGGACGAGCUGACUCCGUGGAUCCCCGUCACGGCGGCCAGGUCCUCGUACUCGUGCCGCUACUUCGUCCUGCCGUGUUGCUUCUUCGACUUCUUCGGCAAGUACCGGCGGCGGCGCAGCCAAAAGUCUCAGUACCGAGAAUACGUCGACUUUGUCGCCGAAGUCAGCCGCGUCAGCGGCUUCCGCACGCAGCGGGACUGCCUCAGGAUUCCGUCCACCAAACGGGUGUGUCUCCUGGGAAGAAGGCGGACGUACGAGGCGAACGACGAGGCCCGGGCGGAGGAUCGGCGGGCCGAUUACAUUCGGAGCCGCCGCCCCGCGGCGUCCCGGAAGGACGACGAGUCCGACUUCCGGCCUCGAGAGCGGGCGGAAGCGGUAAGAAACUGCACGGCGCUCUCCAGGGACUUAAUAGACGAGGCGGUCCGGCGCGUGGCCGACGCUCUCCUGGGAAUGCCCGACGAGAGGCCGUCUCCCUCUGACGGCUGGAAGCGAGGAGCUUGCGCGUGGGCGAGGUGGCGGCGCUUUUGCCCGACGACACCCUCAAGCGGCUCAAAAACGAGUGCGGCGGCCUCCAGACGCUCCUAAAGAACAACCACCAAGUAUUCCAAGUGGAAGCAGGGACGGUGCGAAUCCGGGACUGGCGCGAAACUGAUAGCGGCAAGCGGAAGGCGGCGGUCCCCCCGGGUGCCCUGAAAACCCGGCCGUGCUGGUUCCACCUCUGUCACCCUCAAGGCUGCCCGCUAGCGGCCGAAAAGUG
Molecule: messenger RNA, 2174 nt
Organism: Corythoichthys intestinalis (scribbled pipefish)
Lineage: Eukaryota; Metazoa; Chordata; Actinopteri; Syngnathiformes; Syngnathidae
Gene: trmt44
Product: tRNA methyltransferase 44 homolog
Exons: 11
Coding region: 392-2002 (536 amino acids)
Biological process (GO): tRNA methylation
Molecular function (GO): tRNA (uridine) methyltransferase activity
Source: RefSeq, a predicted model, not a curated record